Messenger RNA from Phoenix dactylifera (date palm), 561 nucleotides. The record is from RefSeq and is a predicted model, not a curated record. Lineage: Eukaryota; Viridiplantae; Streptophyta; Magnoliopsida; Arecales; Arecaceae.
AUGGAGUUUGUCCACCGUUUAGGCCAUCUCUUUGCAAAAUUCCACUGCCACUGCAUAAGGUUCAUCGACUGCAUGCAAAACCGAAUCAAGUUGGUCACUCCAUAUGGGCCUUCAAAUCCGAACAUGGUGGAUCAAAAAGGAGAAGCUAAUGCUUGUGAGUCAUGCAACAAGCUAAUUUCUUCCAUUGGUGAACGAGUAAUCAGCGGUGCUCAUGAUGUUGAGAUGGCAAUGAGGAAGCUUGGCUUGUGGAACUCUGAGGAGGAGACAGGCGAAGAGUGCGGUGGAAGGUGUAAAGCUUGCAGGCUAAUGGAUGAAGCCUACAUCUUGUUGGAGGAGAAAGAAGCGACGUUGGAGGAGUUGGAAGAGGCUUUUGCAGUGUUUGACGAGGAUGGUGAUGGUUUCAUAUCUGACAAGGAGCUGCGGAGCGUCAUGCAGAAGUUGGGAUUCGAAGAAGGAAAAGAAUUAGAGGAUUGCAAGAAGAUGCUAAGGGCUUAUGAUGAAGAUGGGGACGGUAAGAUUAAUUUCAAAGAGUUCAAGAAAAUGUUAGAAUUCGCAAUUUAG